This is a messenger RNA of Lithohypha guttulata, 2658 nucleotides long. RefSeq lists its product as uncharacterized. Gene Ontology annotation, biological process: DNA-templated transcription; regulation of DNA-templated transcription. Lineage: Eukaryota; Fungi; Ascomycota; Eurotiomycetes; Chaetothyriales; Trichomeriaceae. The record is from RefSeq and is a predicted model, not a curated record. The coding region runs from base 1 to 2658 and encodes 885 amino acids. Gene Ontology annotation, molecular function: zinc ion binding; DNA binding; DNA-binding transcription factor activity, RNA polymerase II-specific. The transcript has 4 exons.
AUGGAUGGUUUCACCUACGAUAUGAACAAUUAUCCAGAUGCUACUCCUGGUGACUCGAACCCAAUUUUCAACGCGUACGAUGCGAGCGGGAAUUUAAUACCGCAAGUGCUUCCGUCUGGAAAUUAUUUUGACGUGAAUGGCGAUGGUUUGGAUGACAAUGAUCCUAAGCGUCGGCGCAUCGCUCGUGCCUGCGACAUGUGCAGAAAGAAGAAAAUCAAAUGUGAUGGCAGGCUUCCAAAAUGCGGUCACUGUACAAACUACAAGACAGAAUGCAUAUUUACACACAUCGAAAAGAAACGCAAUCCACCGAAAGGCGCGAAAUACAUCGAGGGCCUCGAAAAUCGUCUUGGCCGGAUGGAACAAUUACUCAAGAUAUCUGGCUUGAUCACUGAUGAAGAGGCCGGUCGUAGCGACCUUGGCGCGAUUGAAAGACGUCUGGCUGAGAAGAAGUCGCAAGCAGUCAAACCAUCAUCUCCGAGGCAGAUCCACGAUACAGCCACCCCUUCCUCGCAGCAGCAAGAUUCGCGGAUUGGUACUCCUCAACAUACAGUGGCAACUCCUCAGGAUUCUGUGACCUCGCCUAGCAGUAAUAGUCCCAAGACUGCCGACGUAGAAAGCAUAUCUGAUAUGAUGUGCUCUCUAGUCACAAAUGGUAGUGGUGAAACACGAUAUAUUGGUUCGUCUUCGGCGUUUUCCAUUUUCUCCCAGAAAGGCAUCGAGUGGGUGAACGAGAAGACUGGCGAUAAUUCCUUCCAAGAGACGAUACAGAAUGCCGUGAACGAAGAAGACGAGAAGAAAUGGAUGUACUGGAAACCAGAAAUCUUCGGCGACCUCUUCAUGCGACGUAUUUUCAGACCACUUCCACCCAGGGAUGAGGCCAUGUCUCUCUUCAAAGACUAUUUCGAAAACUUCAACUGCAUGUUUCCACUUUUCCACGAACCGACCUUCAUGCACCUUGCCGAGAAACAGUAUACAAAUGACCCAUACCAAAGCAGCAGUUGGUGGGCGUGUAUGAAUAUCGCCUUGGCAAUUGCGUACAGAUUGCGAGUUAUGAGUCAGGUCGUACCACAAGAGGACGACCAAAAGGCUUGGCUUUAUCUGAAGAAUGCGUUGGCAGUACUCACCGAACUCCUCAUGGCCAACGCGGACCUGCUUGCGGUACAAGCGCUGGUAGGAUGUGCUUUCUUCAUGUGUGGUACUGCAAACCCACAACCUUCAUUCUUUCUCAUAUCCGCAGCACUUCGUUUAUCUCACAGCAUUGGUCUACACAAAAGAGGUGCAAGUUUCAAUCUGAACCCAAUAGAGGCAGAACAACGCAAGCGGGUCUUUUGGUUGGCUUACAUACUGGACAAGGAUACUUGUCUGCGAUCUGGUCGCCCGACGGCUCAAGACGAUGACGAUAUGAAUGUCGAGUUACCUUCAGAGGAUCCACCGGAUAACGUUGGCAAUAUCCCCCUGGCCGAUGGCAAAGGCAAGGUCAACCUCUUCAGGCUCAUGUGCGAGUUUGCUACCAUAAGCAGCAGAGUCUACAAAAGACUAUACUCGGUUGAAGCAUCAAAACAGAGUGACGGUGAAUUACUAAACACAAUAGGCGACCUCGACAAGGAGCUUGAAGAUUGGAAGGACAAGAUUCCUAUCGACUUUCGGCCUGAGCAUGAAAUCAAAGCAUCACACACCCCGCUAGUAGUACAUAUUGUGGUACUGCACUUCUCAUACUACAAUUGCCUAGCGACGAUACACCGCAUGUCAGUCCACCACGGAUACUGGACUAGUCGUCUCGCAGACUAUGCCAUCUCUGGUUUGAAUGCAAAGCCUUUGAACCCUCGAGUCUUCUCCUCUGCAGCACUCUGUGUGCAAGCGGCUCGAGCGUCAAUUCACCUCAUCAAGUAUAUCCCACAGAGUGAUUUCGCUUGUGUCUGGUUGGUGAUCUACUUCCCAGUAUCAGCUUUGGUCACCAUUUUCGCCAACAUAUUACAGAACCCCCAAGAUGCUAGAGCGAGAACAGAUGUCAAGCUGAUGGAUCUGGUCGUCAACUUCCUGUCAAAUGUGACUGCUGAGGAGGGUACGGGCUCAUUCAAGCGAAUGUGGGCAAUCUGUUCAGAAUUUACAAGAAUAGCACGGCUUUGUCUAGAUAAAGCAGAGAAAGAGGGCAUGAAGCGCAAGCGAAAGAUGUUGCCCGAAGAACAACAGAGUCUAGCAGCCGGACAAAGAGCAAUGGCCCAAGCUCAAGCCUUGGCACAGAAUAUGACGAGGCCAAUGACUCCUCCAAAAUCACGUGCCUCAGUAGGUGGAUCCGCCUUAGGAAGUAGCAACACCUCGAAUAUGGCAGCGCAAAGAUCACCUCAAUCAGGACCGGGAAACCAACAACGGUUUACAGCGGAAACACCAACGUCAACAACAGGCUUUCCCCUUUCAAAUUAUGCUGAAGCAUUCACAACAGCUCCCAGCAUGGAUGCACCUUUUCUUGGGAAUGUACCAUCAACAACAAUGUCUCCCGUCGCUUUCGGUACUUCUUUCCAACAGCCUUUCGUACCACAAGAUCUGUGGCAAAUGCCGAUGACCUUCGAGUGGGACAUAUGGACUGAUUUGAACAAUCAAGGCUACCAGAACCUCGAUGGCAACGAUGCGAUGCUUAACAAUGGCAACAACAUGCAAUAA